AUGCGCCAGUACUCGACCAAGCCCUCGACCAAGCCUUCACCCGCCCCCUCCGCACUCCCACACCUCACCCCCACCGGCGCCGCACACAUGGUACCGAUCCACACCAAGGCGGUGAGCACGCGCACGGCAGUAGCCGUAGGGACAGUGACGUUCAGCAACCCCACAGCACUCGAGCUGAUCCGCAGCAACAGCAACAAGAAGGGCGAUGUCCUCGCGCUCGCACGCAUCUCGGGGAUUAUGGCCGCAAAGAAGUGUGCUGACAUCGUCGUGCUGUGUCAUCCCAUUCCCAUCUCGUCGGUGGAGGUGGAUGUGAAAGAAGUGGUGGGGGAGAGGGAGGGACUGGGGGGCGGGGAGGGUGAUGGGAAUGGGGUACUGCAGAUUAGGGCGACGGUUACGUGUGAGGGGAAGACGGGUGUCGAGAUGGAGGCGCUUACGGCUGUCAUGGGCGCUGCGCUUGCCGUGGUUGAUAUGUGUAAGGCGGUCGAUAAGAGGAUUGUUGUUGGAGGUGUUAGGGUGAUCGAGAAGAGGGGCGGUCGGAGUGGUGAUUUCUUUGCGGAUGGGCCGCCGCCGGUGGAGGGGAGGUAG
Molecule: messenger RNA, 585 nt
Organism: Tricharina praecox
Lineage: Eukaryota; Fungi; Ascomycota; Pezizomycetes; Pezizales; Pyronemataceae
Product: molybdenum cofactor biosynthesis protein C
Exons: 1
Coding region: 1-585 (194 amino acids)
Biological process (GO): Mo-molybdopterin cofactor biosynthetic process
Source: RefSeq, a predicted model, not a curated record